CUAGUAGUUAUUUUGCUAUAUUUAAGUACCUACGUAUAGUGCGCGGUUGACAGCCGUGCACGACACUCGCGUCUAAUAAACUCCUGCGCAGACCCCCGACAUUCACUAAUCUUAAGCUCAAUGAGCAUUUCCUGAGUAACCAGUAGCCAUGUGCAGAACUUUAGUAUAAUUUUAUUAUUUUUUAUUAAUCUCCGUGAUAUUGACAGUGAUAUAUAGGUAUUAAGUAGUAUUAUUUAAAGUGAUAUAUUUAAAAUGGAGUACAAAUGUUUGAUUUUCAUCUCUAUUUUAAUUUGUGGAGGAAAUGCUUCUUUUGAUUUAGCAGGAGGCCCAAAGAGCAACGGCACAUUUCCUAAAGGUUUUUUGUUUGGUGUAUCCACGGCAGCCGUGCAAAUAGAAGGAGCAUGGAAUGAAGACGGUAAAUCCGAGAGUAUUUGGGAUCAUUUGGUACACACUAAUAAAAGUUUCGUCAAGGAUGGUUCAAAUGCGGAUGUCGCCGCUGACUCGUAUCACCUUUACAAAAGGGACGUUGAGAUGGUUCGAGAGCUCGGCGUUGAUAUUUACCGAUUUUCCAUCUCAUGGCCGAGGGUACUUCCCACCGGUCGUACCAACUUGAUUAACCCCAAGGGCAUUCAGUACUAUAGUAACCUAAUUGAUGAAUUACUAAAGCAUAAUAUAACGCCAAUGGUCACGAUAUACCAUUGGGAUCUACCUCAAAAACUUCAAGAUAUUGGUGGCUGGACAAACGCUCAUUUGGUGGAUUAUUACACCGACUACGCUAAUGUACUGUUCCAAAACUUUGCGAGUCGAGUGAAGUAUUGGGUCACUUUCAAUGAACCAAUGCAGACUUGUUUGGAAGGUUACGGAGGCACUUACAGAGCUCCGGCAUUGAAUAGGCACGGAAUAGCUGAAUACCUUUGCACCCAUAAUCUUUUAAAAGCUCAUGCGAGCGUUUACCAUCUUUUCAAUGACAAAUAUCGUAGUAUGAAUGGAGGUAAAAUUGGAAUGUCAUUAGAUUCUAAUUGGGCGGAGCCGAAAACUAAUUCUUCGCGAGAUAAAGAAGCUGCUGACUUGUAUCUUAAAACACAUAUGGGCUGGUACGCACAUCCAGUUUACUCCAGUGAAGGAAACUACCCACCGGAAUUAAUAAGGCUCGUAAACGAAAAAAGUCGUCAGCAAAACUAUACAAGAUCUCGCUUACCAGUAUUCAGUCCUGCUGAAGUGGAAUAUAUCAAAGGCACAGCAGAUUUCUUCGGACUUAACCAUUACACCACGUAUCUUCUUAGUAUGGCAGAUGGAGAAGUAGGGGGUAUACCCUCUCACGAAAACGACGUAGGCAUCGUCAGAAUUCAAGACUCGAGUUGGCCUUCAAAAUCUUCAUCAUCUUGGCUAAAGGUGGUACCAUUCGGUUUCCGUCGACUACUCAACUAUAUAUCCAAAAACUACAACAAUGUGCCAAUCAUAGUGACAGAGAAUGGUUAUGCCGACUUCAGCGGUGUGGAUGACCACGCGAGGGUGUCGUAUUACAGUCAUUACCUGAACGCUCUCCUUCAUGCUAUCCACGUAGACCGCUGCAAUGUCCACGGCUACUUCGCCUGGAGUCUGAUGGACAACUUCGAAUGGGACGACGGAUAUGUGUAAGUUUACAUGACAAAGUCCAGUCACCAAAGAGAGGGAAUAUAUGGGGUGAAAUACCCCAUAUAUUCCCUCGUCAAGCGCACAACAAAAAUAAAAUGAUCCCGCAUUCAUUCUUUCCAUUCCAU
Messenger RNA from Diatraea saccharalis (sugarcane borer), 1760 nucleotides. Lineage: Eukaryota; Metazoa; Arthropoda; Insecta; Lepidoptera; Crambidae. The record is from the annotation of a GenBank genome assembly.